This is a messenger RNA of Brassica oleracea var. oleracea, 1738 nucleotides long. RefSeq lists its product as uncharacterized. The transcript is spliced from 11 exons. NCBI's taxonomy places the organism in Eukaryota, Viridiplantae, Streptophyta, Magnoliopsida, Brassicales, Brassicaceae. Gene Ontology annotation, cellular component: DNA replication factor A complex; nucleus. Gene Ontology annotation, molecular function: single-stranded telomeric DNA binding; damaged DNA binding. Gene Ontology annotation, biological process: DNA replication; nucleotide-excision repair; meiotic cell cycle. The record is from RefSeq and is a predicted model, not a curated record. Bases 275 to 997 code for a protein of 240 amino acids.
UUACGCUGAGGCCUUCUCGCGUCUCUCUCUCGAAAGGCGAUUAUCCUUGCGCAGCUGACCUUCGGUCUUCUUCGUCGCUACAUCUCAGAAACCGAUCAAUCAAUCAUCUUUAAUCCCCCCCCCCCCCAUUAAUCUAUCAUCCACGAUCUACAUUCAAUGCGAUGUGCAAGGCGUUUGGGUCGACUAUAAGAAGACCGGUCGCUCCUCUUCCACCGUCGAAGUGCGUUUGCUCCACUUCUGGGAGGCCAGAAACGUCCGCCGAGGUGGCGAGCUCAUGGGCAUCGACAUGCUCUUGCUUGACUCUCAGGCAACCGUGAUGCCGGCUACUGUGAACGUUAACCGUCUUGCAGCGCACCAGACUAAUUUUGAAGCGGGUUCGGUCUACUCCCUGACCGGUUUUGAAGUAACAAGGUGUAACCAGAAUUACCGCCUCUCGGACUCUUCUCUACUAAUCCGGUUCAGCGACUCCACCACUUUCGAGAAGAUCACUGAACCAGCUGUUCCGAUACCUCUUGAAUCAUUCCGGUUCCGUAACUAUAGUGAGAUGCUUGGUCUUGCUAACUCCAACAACCAGCUUCCAGAUCUUAUUGGAGAGAUCACUGCUGUCAAGAGUACGGUCACUGAUCCCCCUCAGGACAAGAAUCGUGUUAUGACGACCAUCAAGAUGGACAAUGACGCAUCUGUGACUAUGAGCCUCUUUGACGCUCAGGCUGUGAAGAUUCAUAACCAGCUCGAGCAGAUGGGAGUGGAUCCAAGGGUUUUCGUUGCAACAAGUGUUAAUCCGAAAAUAGUGGGAGGUCGUCUGUUUUUGAACGCAACAUCCGGUACACACAUCUAUUUCGACAAGGAAACAGAUGCAGGGGAGAGAUUGUUUUUCAGGUUGGUUGAGCAAGACACUGGGCUCCCACCAGUAGCUCCGCUGCUAAAGAGUUAUGCGAAGGUUGAGAAGCUGAGCAUUACUGAGCUCAAUGAUUUUGUCCUUUCUGCUGCGUCUUAGGACAUUGAUUUCAUUUGCACCGGAAAAGUUACCGAAAUCAAGGUGGACAAGGGGUGGUGCUAUGUUUCCUGUUCAAAAUGUUUCAAGAAACUCCACCGGUCUGUCUCAUCUCUCACAUGUCUGUUUUGCAACAACACGAAUGCAGUUGGUGUCCUUCGGUACCGUGUGGAGAUGUCAAUUGCAGACAAGACUGGUGAGGGUUUGUUUGUUGCAUUUGAUGGAGUUAUGGCGAAGCUCCAUAACAUGAGGGCCCAUGAAGCUGUCAACCUCUUGGCUGGUGAUGGGGUCAACCCCGAAGAAACUGAUACCCCUCUGUUUGUUCUUGACAUGGAGGGAAAGACAUACACGUUUCAGGUGAAGGUGGGCCCAUACAAUUUCACUGCAAAUCAUCAGAGCUUCACCAUUUCACGCAUUCUCGGCGAGGGUGACCGUGAGCCACAGCCUGACUUCGUUAAUGAUGGUGGUGACGAUGACAAUGGAGAUGACAACAAGGAUGCUGGUUUGGUGAGUCGUAAGAUGGACGGUGGUGGAUGUAGCAAAUCUGGAAAAGCAUCUGCUAAGUCGAAGAAGGCACGGAAGGCAUAAGUGGAACUGGAAACACAUAGUUUUCUUCUCAAUAAUAAUAAAGUCGUUUUUUAUAUGAACAAGUAUGGAUUUGAAAUUUCUAUUUUGGUGUUUUUAUCAUUGUUGACAUUUGAGUUGUUUUCUUAUAAACAAGUAUGCAUUUCAUAUUUACUUCUA